Molecule: messenger RNA, 609 nt
Organism: Epithele typhae
Lineage: Eukaryota; Fungi; Basidiomycota; Agaricomycetes; Polyporales; Epitheliaceae
Exons: 1
Source: RefSeq, a predicted model, not a curated record
CUACAGCACAUCCAAGAGGUCAUACGAGAUACCAUCACACCUUUUUGGGUGAGCUCAGUGCCGCUUAACUACGGGGAAGCCAGUGCGGGGACCCUCAAAGCGGAUGAAUGGCGUGUUCUGGCUACGAUCUAUUUCCCCCUCGCGCUGGUCAGCCUUUGGGGUCGCAUGCCAACAAAGCAUGACGGAGCAAUCGACACGUUGUCCGCAUCUGUGCCUCCCUCCCCGCACGAAGCCUUGGAUACUACCAUGAAGCUAGUAUCUGCUGUUUACCUUCUUUGCAAACGCACGACUUCACACUCAUGCGCUGAGAAGUACUGUCACUAUGUCGCCCAAUGGUUAUGCGGCAUACAAAAGCUCUAUCCCAGCAAGUAUUCCCACCGGACAAACAACCAUGUGGCGUUCCAUAUCUACGACUUCCUGAGGCUUUUUGGACCUGUAUACUUGUGGUGGUGCUUCCCCUUCGAACGUCUCAUCGGACGUCUUCAACGGAUUCCUCACAACGACAAGAUUGGUAAGUUUUACCGCUCUGAUUGGUUUCACCGGUGUUUACUCACUUCCUCAUCAAUCCUGCAGGCGAGGCAGAAGUUACCAUGUUACAGUCUUUUCUGA